AUGCCGAUGGUAGCGGAGCCUCACCGCUCUCCCCCCACGAAGGGGCCGCCGGCACCCCGUACCGGGGGAGCGGCCGUUCCGGCCCCGCCGCCGGCCGGGCCCACUCCCCACCCCGCUCGGGUCCCCGGGGAUCCGCGCCAACUCCUCACCUGCGCCCGACUCUCCCCUCCGGGUCGCCGGCCCUUUAACAGCCGCCACGCUCCUAUUGGGCGAGCUGAGUGCCUGUCAGCCCUUCCUGCGCGCCUAUUGGCGGUCUCUGUCCGCCGCUUCCCCCCGCCAGCCCCGCCCCUCGCCGCCCCGACGCGCCAGGCGGGACGGAAUCCCCCCACUUACGCCGGGAACGCGGCAACCCCUGGCCCAGCGGGGCCUCCGCCGUGCGCAGCCCCCAGGCAGCACUGGCUGCAGCGGCUGCUUGUCUUCCUAGUGCCUGCCGUGAGCUUCCGGUGGCGGGGAUGGCGGCGGCUCACGGAGGAGCCAGACGGGGCGGUCCCGCCCGCUUUGUCUGAGGGGGCGGUGCGGGCGGGCGGGCCCUUCUCCGCGGCGGCCUCGAAGCGAGGGCGAAGCUCUGUCUGCCGGCGCAGCGGGCCCUGCCUGAGGGAGCGGGUUGGGCCCGCCGGCCUUUCCGCGGCCGCGUAG
Calidris pugnax (ruff) is the source of this 636-nucleotide messenger RNA. Its product is annotated as predicted GPI-anchored protein 58. The transcript is spliced from 2 exons. The coding region runs from base 1 to 636 and encodes 211 amino acids. The record is from RefSeq and is a predicted model, not a curated record. NCBI's taxonomy places the organism in Eukaryota, Metazoa, Chordata, Aves, Charadriiformes, Scolopacidae.